AUGACGCUAGAUUCGACUGAUUUAGCUCUUUACACCUCCCUAGGAAUGCUCAAUAUUUUGUUUUCAUCACUAGUAGCGUUGACAUUUUUGAGUUCGAGAGAAUUACGACAACAUCCAUCUGGAUUGAUAUUUUCCCUUAGCAUUUGUGAAUUAAUUAUGUCAUAUCACAGCAUUAUUUUUGUUUGAGAUGAUAUGUCUUUUAUUCAAAGAUUUAGACUGGAGCCAUCAAUACUCAUCAUCUCAGGCUAUAGUAUAGAUCAAGAUUACGCAAAGAAGGUUCUAUGUGGAAUGAAUCAAGUUUUACUCACAAUCGGAAUAGUAGCUUGCUUAUGCUAUAAUAUUGCUAUAUGCUUAGAUUUAGUUGUUACUCUAUAUAACCCUUUUAUAUCAGGGCACAAAAGGAAAAAGUUUUAUCACUCAGUUACUUUUUUAAUUGUUUUUUAUUACACGGUUUAUGUCAACACAGAAAAUAAAUUCUUAUCUCAAUGCACAGCAAAGCCUCGAUUUCGUUUAGAAAUUGCAAACUCAGGAGCAAUUGGAAUUUUAUUGAUUGUGUUUUUUACUAUAGGUGUAUUUUCAGCUAUUUACGCUGCCUGAAGAUUUGCAAGAGGGCUCAGAAUUGUCACAGAGCACAACACACAGUAUCUGAUAAGGCAUAUUUUAUAUGUAGUUGGUUUUGUUGUUUUAUGGGUAUGACCAACUAUCAGCUAUGUCAUGAAAAUAUAUGACAGACAAAGCGAAACUAUAGACACAAUCGCAAUCGCUACUUAUUGUUCAUCAGGCUUUUUUCUAGGCAUGAUCCGUACCUCAGACCCGAUUUUUUGAAAAAAAGCUAAAGAAUGCUCAUUUUUUCGUACCCAAGAAAUAGAAUCCGCAACCUCAGACGACGCCUGAAACCUUCCUAUCUCUGUAAUAGUAUUCGGGAAAUUAAACGUAGAACUAGCUCAUUGUAUUAUUGCAAGUCUCCAUGGGGUAUUUUUAACCAAAAAAAUUAAUUCAAACAGCUAUCAGUCUUUUGAUGCGAAAAAUUUUACAGAAAUAAAAAUUCACAGACUAAACCAUUAUGUAAGGGAGUCUGCAAAUAUAUGAGGAAUUACUGAUUCGAAGUUUCCACAUGUAGAAGUAGAAGAAGUAGCUCCAGCUAUUUUUGAGGAUAUAAGAAAUAUGUGUGGAAUGGAAUUGCAUGACUUAUUAUAUUUUAUAUAUAUGAAUUUUCAUUUUAAUAUAAAAAAUAAUUUUUUGAUAAUAUUUAUAUAUUAUAGAUAUAAGUUCUUUAGAACCUUCAGAAAAUAAAGAAAGCAUGUUUAAAAUUGAUGAAAGUGCAGGAAAGUCAGGCAGUUUUUUCUUAUUUACUAGUGAUAAUAGAAUCGCUAUAAAAACUAUCAAAAGCAGAGAAAGAAAAGUAAUGAAAAAAAUUUUAAAAAAUUAUCACACCCAUUUAAUGAAAUAUCAAGAUUCUAUGUUAUGCAGGAUUUUAGGUUUAUUUACUUUAAGAGUACCAGGUGUUUCUACUUUAGAAAUAAUUCUGAUGGAAAAUAUCCUUUAUAAAGUCAACCCUUCAAGGGUUUUCGACAUAAAGGGCUCAACUGUAGGAAGAACUGCUUAUAAAAAUGGUAGAGUAAGCGGGCCAUAUAAAGAUUUGGAUUUUAUUAAAAUGAGCCAAAGUUUAGAUUUAUCACAAGAUGAUAAAGAUAGAAUGAAAGCAGCAAUAUUAGUUGAUGUAAAUUUUUUAUAUCUUCAUAAACUGAUGGACUAUUCUUUAUUGCUUUCUAUUAGUAAAUACACUGAAGGAAAGUCAUAUAAGCAUUUACACUUAGCUAGAUUAUAGAAAAGCUCCCUGUUGGAAUCCUAAGAUUCACCCUAUUAUAACGCUUCACUUGCCUGUUUUACCGACAAUCGUUUCACGACCUUCAAAGUCUUGCUCUACCAGACAUGGGCCUGUGCAUGCUCCAUGGUAGUUGGAAAGUUUGGCUCACCGUGCCAUAUGCCAACGGAGUUUGACUUCGAGAAAUUAGAAAACAAAUUUUCUUGCAACCUGUCGCAAGGUGAAAAUUCGUAGUCCAGACGUAACGCCAGUAUCGCACUGGGAACGUCGAUUGGCCAGGAGGAACCCUCCUGCUAAUGCUGGGACACCCCUUUCCAACUCCGAACUCCGAGAUACUUUGACCUGGAUGUGAGGCUAUGAUCUGCCAACUCGGAUAUUGACUCACCAAAGCAGGUAAAACCUGAUCGGAUACACAAACCGAACGCAAAAACUCCCUUCCACAAGAUCCUGAGUCUCCCCAGCUGCAGGUGCUAGGAGGUUGGGCUAGUUUGCCACGCCAUUUUUAUGUAUAUGGAAAGUCAUAUAAGCAAUACUCAUCUAUCGACCUAAAAUACACCUAUACCAUGGGUAUCAUUGACUUUUUAACUGUUUAUAGCUAUUGGAAAUCUAUGGAGCACACUUUUAAUCAUAUAGCACUUGGACAUAAGGUAAAGCAUGUGUCAGUGGCGAACCCUAAAAACUAUGCGAAUAGGUUUGUUAAUUUUAUUUUCAGCAUUAUUGUCCCUAUAAUGAGAAGACAUUCUUCGUUUAGUAUAGAUUGGAAUUAUGUAAGCACGCUUUAA
Blepharisma stoltei is the source of this 2607-nucleotide messenger RNA. The record is from the annotation of a GenBank genome assembly. NCBI's taxonomy places the organism in Eukaryota, Ciliophora, Heterotrichea, Heterotrichida, Blepharismidae.